Molecule: messenger RNA, 7703 nt
Organism: Nezara viridula (southern green stink bug)
Lineage: Eukaryota; Metazoa; Arthropoda; Insecta; Hemiptera; Pentatomidae
Source: the annotation of a GenBank genome assembly
AGAAAAUGGGACCAACCUGCUUCCACGAACAAAAAGAAACCCUACAAAGCUUCGUCAUUCACGACGUUUCGCCGAAAGAAUGCCCACCUCUUCUUACUAUGAUGAUUAUCCGCCAGCUACCAAUAGCCAGAGUCAGGAAAAUCAUAAACCAAUCUUCACCAACUGCUCAAUGUAUCAACCUUCUGUACCAGAAGAGCUGACACAUACCACCACUGUUAUACAGGUUACCGCGGCUGACAAAGAUCCGCCAGAAUCAGGAGGGAAAGUAACCUAUACUUUCGUUGCAACUCCACAAGAAAGUCAAAAAUUUAAUAUUGAUCCUGAAACGGGAGUUAUUACUACUAGACAUAGCUUUGAUAGAGAUGAGCCAAAUCGAGAAAAAGAAGUUUAUUUAACAGUUCGAGCGACUGAUAAUGGAAGGCCUCAGCUUGAUGAUGUCUGUACAUUCAAGGUUAUUAUUGAAGAUAUUAAUGAUAACGCUCCAGUAUUUGAUAAAGUUGACUACCAAGAAUCUGUACCUCAAGAUUUACCCCCUAAACGUGAAGUAAUGAGAAUAUCUGCCACUGACGUUGAUGAUGGAAAUAACAGUAUUGUAAUGUACAGCUUAGAACCAAGAUCUGCAGAUAUGUUCAACAAGACCUAUUUUCAAAUUGACAGUAAGACAGGUGUGAUCACCCUUGAUCGAGUGAUUGAUCGUGAUCCUGGUUAUAAAUUUAAACUUAGAGCAACAGCCACAGAUCAUGGGGAUAUCCCCAAGUCAGCUGUUAUUAACCUGGAUAUUCAAGUAGUUGAAUCUAAUAAGAAAGCUCCUGUCUUCACAUCAAUACCAGCUUCACCUAUUGUUCUUCUAGAAAAUUUCACCGAUUUUACUGAAAAUAUUGCUACUUUAACUGCUAUGUCUAAUGACGAAAAAGCUCCUGUUUUUGAACUAGUUACGGGAAGAACAGAGCAAACCAAUAAAUACAGUACUUUUCGGUUAGAAUCUGAUGCAAAUACUGCUCACAUAAGGCUUGCUAGACGAAUGGAUUAUGAAUCAAUCGCUGAAUAUACUCUCACUAUUCGAAUACAGAACAAAUUCAAUCUGGCUUCAGAAACUAGUAUUAAUAUCCAGUUAGAGGAUGUCAAUGAUAAUAUCCCUGCCUUUACUGAAGUAGUAUCAGGUGUUGUAUUAGAAAAUGAACCCGCUGGGACUCCAGUCAUGCAAGUCAGGGCUAUUGAUGCAGACAGUACCACUGCUCAUAAUCAGGUCACGUAUGAAUUGGCUGAUAAUAAAGAAAAUUUUGCUAUUGAUAGAUACACUGGUAACAUUACUACAAAAAAGAUGUUUGAUAGAGAGGAACAAGAUUUUUAUAAUGUUAAAGUUAUUGCUACUGAUAAUUCUCCUUCUGCAUUAUAUAAAACUGGAGUACCUAAUGAAGGUCAACAGGUGUUUCGAAUUGAAAUAGCUGAUAAGAAUGAUCACCCUCCAAAAUUUACUGAAGCAGUAUAUAUUGCUGAAGCUAUCCCUGAAAAUGCUAAUACAAAUGCUCGUGUUACCCAAGUUAAUGCUCAAGACAAUGAUACUGCCUCGCUUGUGCACUAUAGUAUAUUUUAUGGUAAUGAAAAUGAUGCAUUUGUAAUUGAUGAAACUACUGGUGAAAUCCGUGUCAAUAAGAAUUUAGAUUAUGAAACCAGGACCAAUUAUACUUUAAAAGUUAAAGCAUUCGAUGGAGCUUAUGAAGAUAAUUGUGAGGUGCACAUAAAAAUUGAAAAUGUAAAUGAUAAUCCUCCAGUUUUUGUUUCUUAUCAAAAAACCAUUACUAUAAUGGAAGAAGAAUUAUUCCCAGGAUGCAUUGCUCAGCUUGAAGCUUAUGAUCCAGAUAUUCCUGAUAGAAGUGCACCUCAGCAUAUACUUUAUUUUGUUGUAAAACAACAGCAAAGUAUGUGGUUAAAUAUCAACAAAAAAGGUUGCCUCUCACUGAUAAAGCCUUUAGAUAGAGAUCCUCCUAAUGGUACUGAGUCUUGGCAAGUUUUGAUUGGUGCCAAAGAUGAAGAUGGUGGGCCCACGGGGGUACAACAGACCACUGAAGUCAUUAUUAUGUUAACCGACAUAAAUGACAAUGCUCCAUACUUAGACAUGUCACAACCAGUAAUUUGGACAGAAAAUGAACCCCCUGGAGACAUUGUGAAAUUAAAUGCUGAAGAUAAUGAUGGUCCAGAAAACGGUCCACCUUUCACUUUCAAUAUUGCUCCAUCUGCUAGCACUGAAAUCCAGACCAAAUUUACUAUAUCAGGUUCAACUUUAAAAUCACUUGUCAGGUUUGAUCGUGAAGAGAGGAAAUCCUAUUUUGUACCCAUUGCUAUUACUGAUAGUGGCAACCCUAGUUUGACUGGUACAAGCACAUUACAUGUUGUCAUUGGCGAUGUUAAUGACAAUCCAAUGAAAAGUGGAUAUAGUGAAAUUUUCGUUUACAAUUACAAGGGAGAGGCCCCAGAUACAGAAAUCGGUAGAGUAUAUGUAGAAGACCCUGAUGAUUGGGAUUUACCUGACAAACGCUUUGAAUGGGCUGGUAUGGCCAGUCCAUAUUUUUAUUUAGAUCCAAAGACUGGCAUGAUCACAAUGUCGCAAGGAACUGUUGAUCAAUCAUAUGUCCUCAACUUUACUGUUUUUGAAAAUACAACCAGAUAUUUCAGUGCUCACAGUGUAUCAGCUACCGUCAAUGUUACUGUCAAAGAAAUACCAGAAGAAGCUGUUGAUAAGUCAGGUUCUGUUCGUUUAGUUGGAAUUACUGCUGAAGAAUUUAUAGAAGCUAAUUCUAAUGGUAUCAGCAAGAGAACUAUGUUCAGGAAAUAUUUAGCAAAAUUCUUGAACAUUACUGAAGAAAAUGUUGAUGUGUUUACUGUUUUACAUUCUCCACACAAUACAAAUACAAGUCUACUGGAUGUUCGAUUUUCAGCUCAUGGUUCUCCUUAUUAUAGUCCAGAAAAACUGAAUGCAGCAGUGAGCGUGCAUAAUGCUGAAUUGGAGAAAGAGCUUGGAGUUGCGAUUCUCAUGGUGAACAUAGAUGAAUGUCUCAUUGAAAGGCAGUACUGUGAGGGUUCAUGUAUUAAUUUUCUGAAUAAAAGUCGUGAGCCGAUCGCCGUUUACACUAAUACAACAACUUUUGUUGGUGUGAGAGCUGUUGUAGAUCCUUUUUGUAAUUGUGAGGUACUUUCAAGGCCAGUUUGUUAUAAUGGUGGUACACUUAUUAACGACAAGUGUGAAUGUGAACCUGGCUUUGAAGGACCUCAUUGUGAGAUCCUAAGUGUUGGAUUUAAUGGAAAUGGAUGGGCCCUUUAUCCUCCAUUAGAAUCUUGUGCUGAUUCACAUCUGUCUUUGGAACUUCGUUCCAAUAAAAAGGAUGGUCUUGUGUUUUACCUAGGGCCAACUAAACCAAAUCGACUUUUGAAUGUGCAAGAUUUUAUAUCUCUUGAGGUGGUAGAUGGCUACCCAGUUCUUCUAUUGGAUUUUGGAACUGGUACUGUAAAACUAGAUCCCAAACAAAUCAGACUUGAUGAUGGAGAGCAGCAUCGUAUCGACAUAAUAUGGUCCAGAACAACUAUUGAAUUACAAGUUGAUAACUGCAAGCUACCUUCAUGUUUAAGCCUAAAAUUAAAAGCAGGUGACAAUGAAUUUUUGAAUGUAAAUGGACCAUUACAAAUAGGAGGCUCAUUUGUUGAUUUUAAUUACCUUGACAAUCACAUGAACUGGACUUAUAAACCUGCAAGAGUAGGGUUUAGUGGUUGUGUUAAAAAUGUCACCUUUAAUAACAAAUUGUAUAAUCUUGGAAUGCCUGGACAUUCGAAAAAUGCAGACAUUGGUUGUAAUGCUGGUAUUGCAGUUGCAGUUUCUUUUGGAAUAGAUCCUAGUUUUAUAAUUGCCAUUAUUAUCUGCUUAGCUAUAUUACUAAUUCUGUUGCUGGCAGUGGUUGUCCAUCGUAGAAAAACUGAUGACCUGUAUAAAGACACUGACGAUAUUAGAGAAAAUAUUAUUAAUUACGAAGAUGAAGGUGGCGGUGAAGGUGAUAUGACAGCUUAUGACUUAAAUGUCUUAAGGCUCAUGUACAAUGAUGCAAUGCAGGACAAACCUCUUCCAGAUCAUUUGAAUUCUAGGCCAGAUGAAGUUCCUGAUAUAUGUGGUUUUCUGGAUGGAAAAAAACAGUCUGUUGAUAAUGAUCCUGAAACUAAUCCUUUUGAUGAUGUUAGGCAUUAUGCUUAUGAAGGUGAUGGAAAUACUACUGGUUCUCUAUCAUCAUUAGCUUCAGGAACUGAUGAAGGUGAUUUGAAUUUUGAUUAUUUGUCUAACUUUGGGCCACGUUUCCGGAAGCUUGCCGAUAUAUAUGGGAAAGAUUCUAGUGAUGACGAUGAUGAUGAUGACAAUUAUCAAACUACUGCAUCUGAAAGCUGGUGUUAAAUUUCCUUUCGUUUCAAGAUGAAUUAAUUUUUGUGAAAAAUAUAUCCAUUUCCAGUUUGUUGUUUCAUAUGCUAAUAGUGUACAAUAUAAGCACAACUACAGAUAUUUCUUUCUGUGUGCCAUUUACUGAGUCAAUUUUAAGACAGACUAUGUAUAUUGUUGUAAACGGUGUGCUAUUUUGUGUAAUUAGACUGAUAUAUAUAUUUAUAUACUUGAUUGAUGAUAGCACUUCAAUAAAUUACUAGAUGUUAAAUGUCUAUUACAUAUGUAUAUUGAAUGGACUAUUUUUAUAUUUUAUGUUUUGGACAUUUUCUUUGGAUGAUGAUUAAGGGGUACCCCCUGAGAAGAAGGGUAAUAUCAGUGUUCAAAUUUUUUUUCAUAGAGUAAAGAAAUUUAUUCUCUGAUAUUAAAUGAAAAACUUUCUUUUUUUUUAUAUUGUGUAUUACAUAAGACAGGGGUUUCAUUUGUUUAUUAUUAUUUAGGGAUGUCAUAUGGUACAACAGAACUUAAAAAUGGUUUUUACUUUUCUAAUGUCUUGCUGAAAUAGGCAUUAUUAUUAGCACUUGAUUAUUCUACCCUUUAAGAAAACAUCAAGAGGCUGAUAGUGUAAAAAGAUGUAUAUUUUGUGAAUAUUAAUUUGUAUGCUCUAAAGUUGAGAUAAUUAUUAUUUUGUACAUGGUAAGGUAAGAUCAGAUUGAAGUAUACAAGUUUAGUUACUAUUAUUUGGGAUUUUAAGUUGGUGCUGAUAUUUUAAAAAUGAAAUCAUAUCCAUUGGUUCAUUAUAUGCACAAUCGUAUAUGGUCAAUGAGAAAAGAAGUGGGAAUAACUUAAUCAAGAAAUUAAUGGUUUCCAUUUUGUUAACAUUUUAAAUUUAUUUAUAGAUUAUUUUCCCAAUCCUUUUCUACAAAACCAAAGCCUGUCCAUGCUUGUGCAUACUACAUUAUCAUCCAAAGUUUAGCUGUGAGUUAUUUGUAUAAAUUUGACAUAACAUUGUUUUUAUUCAGGUUUUAUUUAUAUAUUUGUGUGUAUUGAUAUAUAAAUAUUACAAUAUGUAUAAUAUAUAUAUUUACAUGCAUACUUUUGUAUAAAUCCUGACUAAAACAUGAUUUAUAAAAUAAAAAUCAUUCCAUUUGUUUAAGAUUUUGUAUAUUGAUAUAAAAAUUUAUAAUGUUUUUAUAUUUAAAAAAGAAACUUGAUUCCGUUAAUUGUAUCUUAUGUAAUCCAGAUUGGAAUAGUGCAUUACUAUAAAAUACACGCAAGCUUAUGUAUAUCAUUGUAUGUAACAUAUACAUAACAAAAAUUAUUAUUAGGAAAAAGGGUUUAUUACCCUUACUGUAUGUUGUGGAUGUCACAUGCUGCAUGUAUUAGGUAGAUAAUAGUUACUUUAUAUUUUUCUAAAUAUUUUAAUAUUAAAUUCUUUAUUACUUUGUAAUUUAUUGUAUUGAUUAUUAUUUUUUUUAGAAACAUUAGCAUUUUUUUUAAAUAAUUAAGAUAAAUUAUAAUGUAUUUAUUGUGCAGUCUUGGUGACUCUGUUGUAUGUACUUAAAAAACUGGAAAAUUAGAUUAUUAGUUUCUUGGAAAGUUUAAUGCAUUAUAUUAUUCUGUGACCUUUAAUUUCCUGUAAUUUAAACAUUUUGUACCAAAGAUCCAUUACUAUAUAUUUUUGUUUUGUUCUGUAUUAGCAAUUAAUUAUUUUUGUUACUAACUUCUUCAAUUGAGCAAUUUUUUUUCUUUCUAAAUGUAUUUAUUAUGGUACAUUCAUCUCUGAUCUUAUAGUUAUUUGAUUUGUUAUUUAUUUAUUUUUUGAAACAAAGACGGAAUUGCUUCUACAUAAAUUGCAUUUUCUUAACAUUCAUUAUUCUUUUUGCACAACUAGUUAGCAGUGGCCAUUGACUCCUCUUUCUCUACAAUUAUACAACUUUCAUUUAAUGGGCAAUUAAAGGUUUAUGAUUUCACAUUAAUGGUUCAUGAUUUUGCAGCUACUGGCUGCAUUAAAUCACUAUUUAAAAAAAAUGUCGGCAAUGCAGGGUCCUAGUUGCUGUGGACACUUAAAUGUUGUAAAUUUUGUGUGCCUUCUUUGGUUAUUACUUAGUCCUUCAUGGUCCUUGUAGUUACUUUCCUACAUAUGCUCACUACUUUUCAUUUAUUCAAUAAAAUUACAUGGGUGUUUUAAAUGUAAAAAUAGAUAGAUAUAAGUGUAUACAUAAUUAUAUAAGUGUUUAUAUUGUUGGCUAUAGAGGAGUAUUGAAAAAUGCAUAUUUAUAACAAUAUUUAUUUUGAACAGUAAUAUAUAUUUGUGUAUCUGACCUAAUUUUCCAUAUGACCUCUGCUUAUCCUCCUCCUCUAUCUCGAUGUUAAAUGUCAGUAAAUUAAGAACCAGAUGUUAUUAAGAUUAAGUGUUACAAUGUUAAUUCAUUAUCUUUAUUAAACUAAUUGUUGCAAAUUAACCUAUUCAAACUGUUCGAAACUCUCAAUGUCUCAAACUUCGGUGUUCUAACAUGUAGAGAAAAAUAAUAUUAACCUAUAUAUAAUAAGUAAAUGUGUACACUAUAAAAUGUAGUAUUAGAUUGUUCAUCUUAUCUGUGUUUAUAACUGUGAGAUAAAUCUAUUUCUGUUGAGCUUAUUACAUUUACCACUGAUUGUAUUAUUAUUAUCCUGGGCAUAACAUUCUUUGAUUUUUAUAUUCUAUUAAUCAACAUUUGACUUAUAAAUAUUUGUUAUGAAUAGGGCCAUUCUUCUGUUAAAUUGCUCUUUUAUGUGAUCUCAGUUUUAGUAUAAUCAAUUGGCACAAAAUUAAGAAAGAAUUGAAGUCAAAUGUAUUAUAUAGUACAUUAUUUUCAGUUUCACUAAUUGCACACAUGACUGUCUAUUAAUAUUAAGUGUGCUUUUUUUCAAUCAAAGUGUCGUAUUGUUGUAAUUAAUAUGCAUAUUAUACUUAUUAUUGUGUUGCCAUCAAACAAACCAUUGUGGAACUUGUAAGACUUGUAAAUUUUUCAAUUGAAAAUUUGUUUCUUAGUUUUGGUGCAUAAAUACCAUGAAAUGUAAUAGAAUUAGUUUCGUAUUAUAAUAAAUGUUUUUAAUAAAUCUCUUUAACCUUAUUUAUUUGGAUUUUUUAUUUGUAUAGAUUAUAAACUAUUCCAUUAAUUUGGCACAAAUUAAAUUGUAUUUAUUUACGUUUGAUUUAAUGGUAAGUAGCCUUGGAUAUUAUUUUGGAUUAUCUUAAGUUAUGCAUUAAAUCUAGAUUUUGAAUAUAAAAUUUUUACUGAUAUAU